Messenger RNA from Botrytis cinerea B05.10, 2022 nucleotides. RefSeq lists its product as hypothetical. The transcript has 6 exons. Lineage: Eukaryota; Fungi; Ascomycota; Leotiomycetes; Helotiales; Sclerotiniaceae. Gene Ontology annotation, biological process: protein N-linked glycosylation; cell wall mannoprotein biosynthetic process. Gene Ontology annotation, cellular component: mannan polymerase complex. The record is from RefSeq and is a predicted model, not a curated record. The coding region runs from base 278 to 1723 and encodes 481 amino acids. Gene Ontology annotation, molecular function: alpha-1,6-mannosyltransferase activity.
GUAUCGUAUGUAGGGAAGUUGUGGCUAAGGUUCUUUUUUGGGUUUGGAGCAAGUUCCACCCAAGGAACACGAAUCCACUCAGCAAUCCCCCUGCUCGCUCAGAAGUUAGAGAUGCUCAUACUGUGAAUUAAAGUAUUCUAUUCUAAUAUACUCCGAGUGCUCAAUUACACAACGUCCAAUUUUCCACAACCAACGGUCAACAUCGACAUUCGGCCAUCUGGGUUCAUUGUAACUCUUUUGAUUGUUACCCUCUUAUGCAUCUGUAGCCUCACCCACAAUGAUGCCCAGGCAUCAAGCAACCGCAUAUUCUAAUGGAUAUCCUCGCAAGAGCGAUCCAUACUCUAAGAGCGACACAUACUCCAUAUCACCACAUAGAUUCCAACCAAGGACAUCACCACCAGCGCUGCGCCGUCGAAGGCAGCUCCUCGUUCGUUUGACUCUCGUCUUAGUAUUCGCAUUAGUAGUGGGACUAUUUAUAUGGCCUGGUGCCGCGGUCCUUCCAGUAUUAUCUUUUGGCCUCAUAUCUUCAGGGGAGGACUUUCAACUCGAAACCGUUCGAUAUUAUGAUCUUUCAAAUGUACAAGGGACCGCCAGAGGUUGGGAAAGAGAGGAGCGAAUCUUACUUUGUGCCCCCCUUCGUGAUGCCGAACCUCAUCUGCCAAUGUUUUUCGCCCAUCUUCAUAACUUUACAUACCCGCAUCAUCUUAUAGAUCUUGCAUUCUUGGUCUCUGAUUCCAAGGACAACACCCUAUCCUUGCUCUCGGAGCUUUUGGAGAAAUUACAAGCCGACGAGGACCCAAAACAACCAUAUGGUGAAGUAUCUAUCAUUGAAAAGGAUUUUGGGCAAAAGGUCAACCAGGAUGUAGAGAGUCGUCAUGGUUUUGCUGCUCAAGCAAGUCGAAGAAAGUUGAUGGCACAAGCUAGAAAUUGGCUGUUAAGCGCUGCACUACGUCCUUAUCACAGUUGGGUCUACUGGAGAGAUGUCGAUGUUGAGACCGCACCUUUCACAAUUCUAGAGGAUCUUAUGCGUCACAACAAGGACGUCAUCGUACCUAAUGUUUGGCGACCAUUGCCUGAUUGGCUCGGAGGAGAGCAGCCUUAUGAUUUAAAUUCAUGGCAAGAAUCCGAAACAGCCUUAGCUUUAGCUGAUACUCUUGACGAAGACGCAGUUAUCGUCGAGGGAUACGCGGAAUAUGCAACAUGGCGUCCUCAUCUUGCAUACUUGAGAGAUCCAUAUGGUGACCCUGACAUGGAAAUGGAUAUCGAUGGUGUUGGAGGUGUCAGUAUUUUAGCCAAAGCCAAGGUUUUCAGAUCCGGUGUCCAUUUCCCUGCGUUUAGUUUUGAAAAGCAUGCCGAGACUGAAGGAUUCGGAAAGAUGGCAAAGCGAAUGAAGUUCUCGGUGGUUGGAUUGCCUCAUUAUACUAUUUGGCAUUUGUACGAGCCAAGUGUUGAUGAUAUUCGUCAUAUGGAGGAAAUGGAACAAGAGCGCAUUGCUCGCGAAAAUGAAGAAAAAGAAAAGGCGGAACGUAAUAAGAAGAUGAAGGAACAGUUUGAUGACCCAACUCCACAAUGGGAGAAGGAUAAGAACGUCAUCGCAGAUGAAGCUCUUAAAGAGAAGAAGGAGAAGGAGAAAGCUGAAGUUAAAGCUAAGGAAGACGAUGGUGCUGCCAAGGCGCCUGACUCCAAGGCCGAAGAAAGUAAGCCAAAGGACAAAGUACAAUAACGGGAUUCAUUUGAGAGGCGUAUGAGGAAACUUGGUUAAGUGAGUAACACGAAUUAGCUUUUGGCUGGGCCUGUUCUUGACACGGCCACGAGGACAUCUAGAGAAUUACCACAACUUGACGAAUUAUUUCUAUCUUGUUAGUUGAGAGGGGGAAAAGCGUUCUUGAUGCCGAAUCGUAAAUACAGGGGAGUGUGGCCUUUCAGCACUUAAGUCUCAACUUCAAAGUGUAAUCUAGGUUGGAGUUCAUGUAAAAAUACAAACAGCAGUACUAUAGAAUUAAAUUAUUGAUAAACAAACCA